GCAAAAAGAUUAUUGGAGAUCCUCUGCAAUUAUUGGAGAUAAAAUAAUGCUAAGCUGAUUUGGGCGGCUUUGGAAUGUCAUUCUUCGCCUUGGACCGGACCGUAGUGCAGAAGAGGUGUUGCUGACUCUUGCUUCUCGAAGGGCAGCCCCUGAGAAGAACGCUGUAGUCGACGGGGGGCGGCCUGCUGAGGUAGUAGCAAUUGGGCCCGAGCUCAGUCCGGGGGCCGUGUAUGACCCAGGAUAGCUGUAGCCCGCGCUUCCUCGACACCAGGAAGGCUCCCAACAGGGGUAUCAAGGAUAUGCCCGUCAGCACCACCGAUGAGAAUACUCCAGGGCACAACUGUUGCGGAAGAAAAGGUAGAUAACAAAUUAGAUAUCGGACCAGAAGGGUACCUUGAAGCAUAAUUAAUAAUUAAAAUUAAAAUCUGUUGUUUUUUGUCAAAAUAUAGUAUAAGUAUGCAAUGACUAGUUUAGAAGACAUUAUGCAAUAGAGAAAUAGUUGGGUUACAUUAACUGUGGAUAAAAAUAAAAACGUUUCUGAAGUCAAAAAAUUAUUGUUUUACCAACGUAAUUG
Molecule: messenger RNA, 574 nt
Organism: Nezara viridula (southern green stink bug)
Lineage: Eukaryota; Metazoa; Arthropoda; Insecta; Hemiptera; Pentatomidae
Source: the annotation of a GenBank genome assembly